AUGCUUUCCAGAUCUUUCAUCGCCAGAAGAGCCUUUGUCUCUGCUCCCAUCCGCUCUUUCCAGACCGCACCUGUUCUGAGAGUCGGCAAGGAGAGCGCUCUCCACAACGAGGGCCGCGCCGAAGAGGCCGACAAGAUCAAGAACGAGCAGAUCGAGAAGCAGAAGCAGGGCAAGGGCCACUGGCACGAGGAGAUCGCCUCUGACAGCGAGAGCAUCGUCAAGGCAGACAGAGGCGACAUCAAGGCCGACGCCGACACGAUAGAGCAACUGCAAAAGGAGACUGAGAAGCUCGCCGGCCAGAAGAAGUAA
Messenger RNA from Aureobasidium melanogenum CBS 110374, 309 nucleotides. RefSeq lists its product as uncharacterized. The transcript is spliced from 3 exons. The record is from RefSeq and is a predicted model, not a curated record. NCBI's taxonomy places the organism in Eukaryota, Fungi, Ascomycota, Dothideomycetes, Dothideales, Saccotheciaceae. The coding region runs from base 1 to 309 and encodes 102 amino acids.